GGGGGGGGGGCUCCGCUUCCUGGCAGCGACGGCGGCGCGCUUCGGAGGGAACCGGGCGCGCAGCAUGGACCUCCACCGCCGCUGCUGCCGCCGCCUCCGCUGCUCUCUCGUGGCGCUCCUGGCCCUGCUGGCCGCCGCAGGUAAGGCGCGGGCGAGGGGCGCGCGGGGUGGGCCGGGCGCUCCGUCGGGCACCGCGGGGUACCGCGGGCUCCUCUCCUGCCCUCCUCUGUCUCUCUCCGCGCAGGGCGCUCCGGAGGCUGCGAGCGACGCCUGGACGCCUCGGCCGCCCCCGAGGGGCCCCCCUGCUCGGAUCUCCUCCCCAAGCAGCCGCUCCCCGUCGAGGGGCAGGAGGCGCCGGCGCCGGCGGCCCUGCCAGACCCGCUGCAGGUGGACUUCGAGGGGGGCGGCCGAGAAGGCGGGCGGCAGCGUCGGCGGCCCCGCGGGGACCAGCAAGGCGCCGGUAGGACCCCUCAGCCUGGCCUCGCCAUCACCCCCUCCUCCGGUAAGGACCUCUUCUCUUUUUGUUCCUUCCCUCGAGAGGGCUCCAGAAGGUCGCCCGGCUGGCCAUCGGUCUCGCUGUCCUUGGCAUCGGGGAAGACCCCGCCCCGUCGGGUACUGUCUGCCCGGGGUGGGCAAGGCUUAGGGCGCUCUCUGCACACGCUCAGAGACCCGCUUCUCUGGAUGAUGUUGCCAGCGCCCUCCAAAAUCGGGCAACAGCCCUUCUUCGCCAGCUGAGGUGCUGGGCACCGCUGGGGACGCUGGAGCCGAAGGUCGCCCGCUGGGGGAGCCAACUGGCCCCAGGCAUGGGGCACCCCAACAAGGCGUCUCGCUCGCCCAAGGACCCCCCACACUCCCCCACUUGUUGCCUGCCUGGAACUGCCAGCAGCGGGUAUCCCGUGUGGGUGGUGGAGAUUUGGCAGGUCUGAACCUGGGGCUGGUGUGGGGAGGGUGAAUUUGGGAGUCACUGGUGCUGCACCAAUUUUCCCACCCCAAUUUUCAUCACUGAAGUGGCUUGUCUUUGCCCCCCCCCCCCAGAUGUGUCUGGACUCCAUCUCCCAUCAUCAUCCUAGACUUUUGGCUGUGCUGGUUUGGGGUGAUGAGAGCUCAGCAUCAUCUGGGAGCCACAGGGCAGCCCCCCACCCCCCUCCUUCAUGGAAGAUACACCUGGUCUUCCAACAGGGAACAUUUUUGCACCCCCUCCCCCAGUCAUUAAUAAAUUAUUGCUCAUCGUUUAGGAAGAUUUACAUGCCACACUUAAUUUUUUUUUUAAAUAGCUAAACUGCUUACAUAAGUAUGAUGGCCAUGUGCAGUACUAUAAUUGUUUAGUGCAUUCGAAUGUUCUUGGGGCUUUUCAUAUUUUAAUCUUGACAACAGCCUAGUAAGGUAGGACAGCAGCAUCAGAGGCAGAUUUAGGGGAAUUCUAAUCCCUGCGACGGGGUGAGCUCCCAUUGCUUAGUCCCUGCUCCUGCCAACCUAGCAGUUCGAAAGCACGUCAAAGUGCAAGUAGAUAAAUAGGUACCACUCCGGCAGGAAGGUAAAUGGCGUUUCUGUGCGCUGCUCUGGUUCGCCAGAAGCGGCUUAGUCAUGCUGGCCACAUGACCUGGAAGCUGUACGCCGGCUCCCUCGGCCAAUAAAGCGAGAUGAGCGCCGCAACCCCAGAGUCGGCCACGACUGGACCUAAUGGUCAGGGGUCCCUUUACCCUUUACCUUUUACCACAUUGUGUGCCGAGCUGAAAGGGCACCACAGGGGGUGCUGCAGCAAUGACAAACAACGGAAGGCAGAAAGUAGAAGAGGGUGUCAAAUUUUAAAAAGAAAAUAAAAAGAGCCUUCUGGAUCAGGUCAGUGGCCCAUCUAGUCCAGCAUCCUGUUCUCAUAGUGGCCUACAGAUGCCCCAGUGGGAAACGCAUAGGCAAGACCCAAGCCCAAGAGUGCUCUUCCCUGCUCUGGUUUCCAGCAACUGGUAUUCAGAAGCACAGCAGCCUCCAGCUGUGGACAAUGGAGUUCAUAGCUUUAAAGCACCCGCAAGCACCAUGCCCUUUAGAUGACCAUGUGCAUUUUUUCACUGGCUUCAAAAUGUCCCACGCUGCUCUUGCUGCGUUUCGGGAUACCAGCUGCUCCUUCUGCUAAGUGGGGAGGGGCCCGGACCUCUGCCCCCAAGUCUUACCCCAAAGGAUAAUGCCCGGCUGCGAGGCCCCAUGUUCUUCCUAAUGUCUGCCAUGUUUUGGGGGCUGGUUGUGGCUCCUUCAUGGGGCAGGAAGGAGCACUCUGCACAUGGCUCUUCUUUCUCCUCCCUUGCUAUGUUCCAGGAGGCGUCUGAUCUGCAGGGUGCUGCUCUGUCUACAGGUAUCUGCACCUUUGCCGCCGCCUGUCCCCUUGCUCGACUCCUAUCCAGAAAGACAUUGUCUCACCUUAUAGUGCUGCGAGGAUGUAUCUGUGUGGGUGUGCAGUUAGCUGCAGGCAGGUCUUUUGGGGUUGGUGCUGGCUUUGUGCCAGAGCUGGGUAUCUUUCUUAGAGCUGCAUUCCUAGACUGAGUAGAAUGGAAAUAUUACGCAAGAGGAAAAAAGCAACAGAACCACAGUAGGAAGCAGCUGCCUCUGUGGGAUCCCAGCAGAAUUGUUGGGGCUCCCAUCCUUGGCUAACUUUCCUUCACAAUCCCUAGAUUAAAUAUGUCCAUCUCAUGCUUGCCUACCAACCCCAACAAAAACCUCUUGCUAGUGACCCAAACUCUCCUUUACCUUUGCUUAGGGUUUUCGUCGAUGGAGGAACGAAGCUCUCGCCCUUGACACAUGGCUGUGUUUAGAAGAGAGCAAUGCCAGACAAAUUCAUAGCACACUUACGUCGUCAACAGGCAUCUAGAUGCUCAUCUCUAGGUUGGGAUGGGAGGAGGGCAGCGAGUUAUGACUCUGUUCCUUUGGAAGAGUGUGGUUAGGUAUAUACCUUCUCCUCUAUAAGACAAAGUGUGGGGAACAUAUUUGAGCCUGAGGGCCACAUUGCCUUACGAGCUACCUUCUGGGGGCCACAUGCCAGCUGUGGACAGAGUCGUGGGUAAAAGUGAGUGUGGCCAGAGGCAAAACAGCAGUUUCCACUGCCAUUCUCCACUUUUCCACUUUCCAGCCACACAAAAACCAGCUAUUUCUGCACAGCUCUUGUCUUCCACCCAGGCAAGCAAAGUGACAUCAUUACACUUCAAGGGCACUUGAGGAGAUGGCAAGGCAGGUGAGGGCCAGAUAGUCAUGGAGGGCCAUAUUCUGCCUCCCGUUUCCAGGACAAGAGAUGCAGGCCUGAUACAAUGCCCCUCUUUGAUCGUUCAACCUUAGGUGGAGAGCAGGAGUACAAAGGCUUCAAGGUUUCACUCAACUCUUAAUCAGCAAGGUAAUGGGCGGCCUAGACUGGCCCGGUGGUCUGGCUGCCAGCUUAAUAUACCACAGGCUCUUACUGGCCUGGGCUUAUCUCUCUCAGUCCAUCUGUAUGAGUGACAUGCAGUGCUCUCAGGACAACCUGGCUGCUUAGAGGACGGCGGGGGCCGGGGAAGGAUUUUCCUUCCCCACUGGCAAUCAGGCAAGAAGUAGUCAUUGCAAGCCUAUCAGAGACUGAUAACUAUGGGGUGCAUGAUGCUCUGCCUGAAUCCAGAUGUUUGCUAUGAUGGAUGACAUCACAGCUGUGUGUGUGUGGAUGCAGGAAAGAGUAGUGGCACUUAUCCUACAGUCGCUGAUGCACACCCUUCCUCAUUCCCUGGGUCUCUGCCUUCUGCUCUGCCCCCACCCGUCAAGUCCUGUGUCUCGGAUGUGUGGGUAUGAAUGCAGAGGAUCCAGGAGUUCCUCGUACAAAACGUGGAUCUCUUCCACAGCAGACACGGUGCCAGCCUCCUCCUCCGAACCAGCCGUGUCAGAUAGCGGUCUGUGCCAGAGAAAGCUCGUUGCCUUGGCAACACGGAGAGAGUGAUGCAGAAUAUCUGGGUGGGUUGUCUUGAGCGCCUGUUCUGGAUUAUUAGCUGGGCUUCUGUCGAAUAUACUGCCACUGAGACAGCAGCUCCAGAGCCAUUCUUACCCAAUAGCUACGCUGUGGCCCCUGGGAGGCUGGGGGGAGAUUUCUGCCCCACCCCAUGUUCUUGCAUAAGGUUUUGGUUCCCAACUUCAUCUUGGGAUUGAGAACUGUGUAACUACGGUCCAGAUGUGUGUGUGGUGUCUAUGCAUGGUGCAGAAAUCUGGUGAGAAGCAGGGCAGCUGCUCCACCCCCAAAUCAGCAAAACCAGAUCAAAAGCAAAUCAUUCUCCUUGUAUGCUGCUUUUCCAUGCUCAAAGCAGCUUACAACAAAGAAAAGAGGAGAGCAUUUCAAAGUGCAAAAAAUAAUUUCCUAAUAGCAACAAAACACCACAACAGUAUAGAGAACACCAGACAAAAAACAACAACAAAACACUUCAGUGCUAUAAAUAUAGCAAGGUUGCAUAAACAACUACAUCCAGCAUCCAAUUGCAAAAAUAACAAGGGAGCUUUACAGUUGCACCGAGAGAGCUCUGUGUUUAAAUGCAUUUUUGGAACAGGAGGUUUGGGGGCUUUGGCUUAUUCACCCUCCCGGGGCUGCCAGCGUGUAGCAUCAGCGCAACACCACUGCCUGGUACCUCCUUGCAUCUGGUUGCUUUAACCUCCUUGCAUCUGGUUGAACAAAGGGCACUUGCUGACAUUUGCAGCUCAGAUCCUGAAGAUGCCUCCGCUUUUCUGCCUGUAGGGGUGGCAGUGAAGGUGGUGCUGCCCCUCGACUUCCCCCCAGGGAGCUCACUGCCUCUGCUUUCCCUCCACCCCACAGGGUCAGAUUUCUCUGGGCUGCAGGACUCACUAUCUGUAGGGCAAAGCACCAGUAAGACGCUGAAGACCCUCCUCCAUGGCAGCGCUGAGCCCUCUGGCACCACCUGGCAUCGUCCCUCAUCCACUGAUGCUACUGUCCCCACUGCCUCGCACCCAGACUUGCAGACUGGAUCUGCUGUCCUUGAUGCCAGCCAAGAAGAAACACCGAGGAGGCCGACGGAGGUGGAAGAAAGCAGAGCAGCAGCUGCCACUGGGAGAGGCACUCAGUUCCCCACUCAAGAGAACACAUUGGGGGCUGGCGCGCUGCCCCACCCGAGUCCACCCCUCAUCACAACCAAGCCUGCGACCUUCUCAUCUGAGUCAGCGUUGCUUCCUGGGCCCAUUUCCCCAAAGGAUGCUGCAGGUCAAAAUUCUUGGCCCUCUUCUCUUUCGGAAGAAUCCUCCAGCCCUGGAGCUGGAGAGGAAGCCCCUGAGGUCUGGCAGUCUACCAGCCCCUCUCUGCUUCUGGCCUCCAAAGUGCAAGCUGCUACACAGACCCAGGCUGAGCCUCAGCACCCUUGGCUAGAGAGCCAGGGACCCCCAAGUGCUACGACAGGUGGGAAUGAGACACGCAGCGUGGGACCUACAGAUGACCUGAAGAUGCCCACCAGAGCCGGCAGCCUGAGGCCCCAGGAGACCCAGUCACCCACUGCAGAGACUCAGGGGACCCUUCUUCUGGCUUCUACUCCACAGCCGGUUGUGGCUGAUACUGGGGCAGCCCAGGAAGAGGAUGUGGCAACCAUCACAACACAAAUAUUGCCACAGGGCUGGAGCACAGCCCCAUCUGUGGUGGGUGCUGAGGGGCCAGGGGGCAGCACACCAGGCGUGGAGCCAGAAACCAGAUCUCAUGAGUCUUGGGGUGCCGUGGGACCCUCUGAUCCCGGCUCCACCCCUGCUCCACCCCCAACGCUGCUGAGAUCCCGGGCAAGGUUGGGUCACACGAUGGAGACGACCCAGGAAGCCAUAAGCGCAGGCAGUUUUGUUCCCAGUGGAACAGCCCCGGUGCACAAUUCCACAGAAGCCAUGAGAGCAGCACGGCCUGUAGUGGAUGCUCAGCCUACUUCUGCAGAAUCCCCACAUCGUACAGAGGUGGCUCCCCACUCAUCCUCAUCUGUCCACUUGGGGACAGCUUUGCCCCUGAGAUUGGCAGACUCUGCCACCCAUCCUGCUUCUGCCAGCAACCUCCCUGUUGGGUCCACAUUGCUCACCUCGUCUGUGGGCCCAGGUGGUGUCAUGGAAGAACCAAGAGCUUCCAGAGCAGGUGGGCAUGCCAGCGCAGACGUGCCCAUGUUUCAGAACUCCACAGACCCGCUCACGGCUGCAGAGACUGCCUCCAGUGGGGCUUCCACAGCCACAGAAGAGCCUGGAUCUCAGAGCCCCUCGGAGGCUGGCAGUGCCUGGCCCAUGAAAGGGGGUGAUCGUGUACAGUCAUCCUCACAGCCAAGGCAGCUGACACCCAAGGGGACUGCAGAAGAAGGCACCUCGCCCACCACGGUCCCCACUCCAAUGGAGGUCUCUGUCAAUUACAGAGAAAGAACAGGGGUGCCUAGCGACGCCAGGGAGGACCGUCAUAAAGCCACAACACGCCCCACCCAGCAGGCAACAAGAGAGGGGUCCCUUUGGCAAGCCACAGAGGCAGCAGAGCCCUUCACCAGCAGCAGCAGCCUCCCAGGAAAGGGUGCCCCCACUGGCUGGACUCCCAGCUCAACCAAGACCCCAGUGGGCUCUGAGGCUGCCUUGUUCACUCCAGAGGGAGAUGAUGUGAGCACAGCUCCUUCGCUGAAUCCAGAGCUUCACUCCCAAGCAGUCAAUUCCUCCAGUUUGGGCUUUGGAACAGCUGUGCCCACAAGCAAGAUAGGAGACACUGGGACCAUGCCCGUGACCCACCGGCUGUGGACCUCUCCAGGCAGGACAAGGAGCUGGGAAUGGGUGAAGAGGCCCAGCGCCACAGCCGAAGGUGGCUCCAUCAGGGAGAUUGCCCGUUCUCCGCUUAGUCUGGAGGGCCUUGUCCGAACAACAGCCACUCCGACAGGGAGCAGUGGGCACACACAGCCGCCUUUGCCAGCUCCAGGACCAAAGAGCACUGCAAAGGAGGAACCUCUCGUUGCCAGCACCUGGCUCUCGCCAGCCACACCAGAGAAGUCCACAACGCAACUGCAGCCGGCCGUGCCCAGGGAAGGCCGUCCUAGAGCCCACCAGGUCUUUGUGGCAGAGAAUCAGCUGCCCCGCCUGAAAGGUCAGUGGGGCACCUCGCUCUGCAAACCGAGGGAGGGAAGCAGAGCUGAGCUGGGGGGCAAGGUUGGUGAGCUAGGAGGGGAUUCUGUGGCAGGUGAGUUCCCUGUAAACAGGUUUAGUGGGGGCUGAAAAGGACUGUCUGUGAAGGUGGUGGACUCUCAUUCAUUGGAGGUUUCUAAGCAGAGGUUGGUUGGCCAUCUGACGGGGAUUUUUCUCUCUCUGAUUCCUGCAUUGCAGGGGCCUGGACUAGGUGGCCCCUGGGGUCCCUUCCUACACCCUUUCUAUGAUUCUGUGGUGCCUGUUGGGCCUGGUAAGGCUGAAGGGAGAGAGGCCACUGAUAGCUGGAGCUAACUGAUUCUAGUUUCAACCCUUUCCUCUCCCCUCAUGAGUUUUACAGAAGUGGGGAGGAGGAAGAGGACAGCCAGGGCUGCCCCCUGGAUUGGUUGUUAAGUUAAAAGGCAGAAGGUGGGGACUGGCAAAGGAUUUUCCCGAGGAAAUCUGGGCUACAGCAGCCGUACCCAUUUGCCCUAAUGGACCAGCCACCCCCAGGUAGAAUUUAACACACAGGAGACCUCACCACCUUGCUGGAACUAAGCUGGUCUGGGUCUGAAGGUAAAAACAUAAGAUGACUUCCUGGUCAGGCCAAACGGGACCCCACGGAGCACCAUGUUCUGACAAUGGCUGACCCAGUGCCCAUUGUGGGAAACCCACAAGCAUGGGCAUAAAAUGAAAACAAAACCUGUAAGAAAUGCUGUUUCUACACCCAUUCUUCUGGUCCAGCUACAGCUGUGGCCACUGGCCUCUUUGAAGCAAGUUUUCUGUUGCAAAGACCCCCACUCCUGGCUCUCCUCUGUGCUCCCUACACUUGUGGGGCAGGUGGAUCCACCCUCACCAACCUGCCAUGCUGUGGCAGCUGCCAUCACUUGGGGCCCUGAAGGUGGUAAUCGAAUCGUAGAUUCAUACAGUUGGAAGGUACAAAGCAGGAAUCACUACUAAAGAAUCUCUUCUGUCUUUCUGUUCCUCUCUCCCUCCUUCCCUCACCCGCAACCUUGGCCUGAGGUGGGUCCUAUUUUCCUUCUCCCUUCCUGCAGCCACUCUCCUGCAUAUCCCUUGUGAGCUGGUCCUGGCCAUGGAGUUUUCCAGAAGCUUCUGGAACCCCGACUCACUCGAGUACCAGGGCCUGGUGCUCAGCGUCAACGAAACGGUGGGUUAGCCAUGUCUGUUUACCCAGGACUUGGGUGGGAUUUUAACUGGGUUGCCCAAGGUCCUAGAGCCUAAAGGCCACAUUCCCUGCUGGUCAACCUUCCCAGGGCCACAUGGCCAUGGGGGCGAGGCAGGACUAGAGGCAAAGGUGGCGGGGCUGCAAAUGGGAAUCUGGCCUUUGAACAGUCGGCUAGUUUCUAUGCACCCUUCCCUCUCAUCUUCAUCCAGGCAAGCAAGAGUCAUGAUUAGAGUACAAGGAAAUCAUUCCACCCUGGCAGAAGCACUCAAGGAGGGUGUGAAGCAUGGGCCAAUGAGGGGUGUGGCCUGGGGAAAGUGGGUGGGGCCUCAUGAUAGUUCCAAGGGCCAGGUGAAGAGGACUGGAGGGCCACAUUUCAUCUCCAGACCUGAGGUUCUCCAGCCCCUCCUAGAGUUUAUUAUUUUGAACUGAUGAUGCUUCAUUGUUUUAAUGCCUGAGGGGUUUUUAAAAUAAAUUGUGUCUGUUUUGUUGCAGGUGUUAUAAUUUAAUUGUAUUUUAUGCGUGAUUUAUUUCAUGUUAGCAAACCCCCCGGGAUCUGUUUUGGUGAAGGGUUGGAGAUGGAAGCUCCAUAAAUCAAUGACUAAUUGAUUUCCCUUCCUUCCCCUUCCCCUUUUCUCUCUCUAAGGUCACACCUCUCUUUGAUUCUCUGCCGGGAUUUCAGCGACUGGAAGUGAAGGCAAUCCGGUAUCUAUCCAUCCAUCUAUCUAUCUAUCCAUCCAUCCAUCCAUCCACCUCUCUCUCUGGGUUUUCUUGUCCGCCGUAUCCCAGGGCUCAGGGAGGGCAAAAUGACUGACACCACUGUGUAGCAGGUGAAAAUGCAAAAGUUCAAAAUCGUCCUGGGUGGCUCCUUGGAAGGCAGCUGCCAUUAGGAAGGCCUUGAUGACUCUGAGGAAUCUCUGAGGGUGCAGGAGGUGGGCAGGGAAGAAGGCAACCUACUGGCCAGCUCCAUCUGAUGGCAGAGUUGGAUCACCAGGAGAGGCUGGUUGCAGGAAGGUGUUUAAAAAUGCGUGGAACUCAAGCAAUUUCCUAAAGUAUUUGGUGCAUUCAUGAGUCACAUUUCCAAAACCUGUCCCUGCAAAAUAAUUUUGCUUAUGGGUGAUGACUGGGCCCUGAAACUUCCUGUGUUAGAAAUGGCAGUAUGUGUGUGUAUCUCAGGACUCAGAUGGGGCUGCCCCUUCUGCCACCUUCUGUGUAUUACAUGGGACUCAGAUGGUCCUUGGGAUACCCUUCCACCUCUGCAAUUCUACCAUUCUCUUAUUCUCUCUGCAGGCCCGGGAGUGUGGUGGUGGCAUUUGAUGCCCUCUUCCUGGUAGCGGCUCCUGGCUUGUGGGCUGCCCUGAAUCGCUCAUCCCUCUCGGAGCGCUUGCGGCCGGGGCUCUGGGUUGGCAAUGCCCGGGUGCUGCAGAGCACGACGUUGGGUAAGCUUUUGCCCAUUUCCCAACCCAGCCGACAUCAGUUGCCCAGGAGAUGCCGCUGGGGACAGAACCUGUGCACCUGCAAAGCAGCGGCUCUCCCACUGAGCAAUGGCCCCCUCCCCACAAGUUUCUAGUCCUCAAGACUUUAAACAAAGUGGCUGCUUUCCAUAGACACAUCAGAAGCUGCCUUUCGCCAGUGGGCCCACCUAGGUCUAUGCUGACUGGCAGCAGCUUUCCAGGGUUCUUGGGCGGAGUCUCUCCCAGCCCUACCUGGUGACAGAAACUGGGGCCUUCUGCAUGCCAAGCAGGGGCUCUGCCUCUGAGCUGUUGCCUGUUCCUACAGAGCGGCACCUGGACCUCUGCUCCGUGCUCUUUGCCUGCCAAGCCGGCUACGAGUGCGUCUCCACCGGGGAAGACGGGAGUGCCGUCUGCACCUCCGCAUGCCACCGCGACUACUGCAAGAACGAGGGCAUCUGCACACAUGCUGUCAACCACACACCUGUCUGCCAGUGAGUGUCACAGCGCAAAGGCCUUGCGCCCGGUCCUUCUGCCCUUGCACACACGUCUCUGCCUUCAAGGCCUCUAUCUGAUGCUUUCCCCCUUGCAUUCCCCAGGUGUCCCGUGGGCAGCGACUUCUGGUUCCUGGGGGUGCGCUGCGAUUACAAGGUGACCCAGCAGGGCUUGCUGGGGGUGGCCUGCGGCCUCUUGCUGAGCCUGGUGGUGGUCGGAGCUGCCAUUGCCGGCCUGGUGAUCCGCCGGGUUCGCAUGCUGCUGCUGGAGGCCAGAGCGGAUCAGACCAAGAGCAGGUGAGACCCUGCCCCUUCUCCUCCCUUCCUGGACUCCAUGGAGGUGGAAGGAAGGGAGAGAAACUGGGGCACUGCUCCCAUUGGUUUCCUGCCUUCCCUGCCAGUUUAAUCCAUGCACUGGCUACCUUGGACAGGGCUGGUUUAAACGUGGACCAAAAUAAGUACAAGCUUAGGGCAUCAAGGGAAGGGGAUUAGGGUUAGACAUUUUCCAUGGCUGGAUUUUUGACAAUAAACGGUCACAAAUUGCUCAGCUGAGCAUUCGUUUUCUCAGUUGAAGUACAGUGGAUCCUCGGGUUACGUUACCUUCGGGUAACGUAACUUUUUUGGGUUGUGAAUCCAGCAAACCUGGACAUGUAUACUUCCGGGUUUCGCUGCAUGCACAGAAGCGCUCUAUUGCGCCACGUGCGUGUGCAGAAGCAGCGCCUCAUGUUGCAGACUUUUCGGGGUACGUACGGACCGCCAGAAUGAAUUAAGUCCAGAGGGUCCAGAGGGUCCACUUAUUAAAAAUCCCAAAAGAACAACUAUGCAACAAGGCAGGCUUGAUGUCUUAUCUCUACUAAGUACAGAAGUGGAUGCGUUAAGGUAAGAUUAGUUUGGAGGAUCCGAUCCACGACUUUGCAAUUAGAAAAAGUAGGAGAAAACUUUUCAGCUAUAAAGUACACAAAGAUAAACAUUAUUUUCCAUCCUUAUUGUAGGUUUUCUUUCAUUUCAAUAAAUAAAAUUUUGUUUUAUGGUUUGUUAUUGUUUAUAUUUUGAAUUGAAUUUUGUAUUUUGAAUCGGAUAUAUAUAGGGUCACCCAAAUCUUGUUAGGUGGUUAGGGCAUCUAAAGGUCUUAAUCUGGCCCUGACCUUGGAAGGGGAAGGACUUUCCUUCAUCAAAGGUUUUUAAGCUGAGGUUGGCCUGUCUGGGCUACUUUAGCUGUGAUUCCUGCAUUGGAGGGGGGUUGAGCUAGAUGACCUUUAGAGGUCCCUUCCAGCUCUGCAAUUCUAUGAUGUCUUCCCCCCUGUUCAUGACAUUCCUCAUUAGCCUCUUCUCUUAGAAAGGGCACCCACAGGGGCGGUUUGCAGUGCUGAGUCUCUGCUGCUUCCCUUUCUCUGGGCCUUGUUGGGCUCACAGGGGCUGUUCACUUAUUGCUCUUUCCUUAUUAUUAUUUAUUAGAUUUGUAUACCACCCUUCACCCAUAGAUCUCUUGUCUUUUCCCAUCUAGUGUGGGGCUGCAGGUGGGUGGGAAAUGGGAUGGGGGCUGCUAGGCUGAGCUGAGGGAUCUAUUUCCUCCCGCCAGGCCUGCUUUCAAGGGAAAAGCAAACAGCCAGCAGCUUCUGGCUGAACUCCAAGGGAAAUCCGGGGGUGGGGUGGGAGGGGGUAGAGAGUGUGUAACUGAGCUUUGUGUUGAGAGAGAGACGGGGGGGGGGAUUCAUUUCAGCCUGAGCUCUUUAGCACUCCAGGCUUGAAUCUCUGGCUACAGGCUCUGAGCAUAUGCAGAGUGUAAUCCCCUUUCUAGGCUCUGAGAAUAUGCAGAGUGCAAUCUCACUCCUAGAAUGAAAAGAUUGGGCAGAAGUUCUCACUGUGGGCAUCUUGCCUAGCCCCCAUAAACAUCCUCUCAACCACUUUGACCUGCAGAACUGGCACUGAUACAGGUGUCACAUAAUACCUGUUCCACAUUUGUAAGAAAUAGAUAUUUUAGUGUGGCGGCACCUAUGGUCUGAAACUCCCAGACUCUUGACAUCAGGCAGGGACCUUCAUUGUACAGUGGUACCUCGGGUUAAGUACUUAAUUCGUUCCGGAGGUCUGUUCUUAACCUGAAACUGUCCUUAACCUGAGGUACCACUUUAGCUAAUGGGGCCUCCCGUUGCUGCCGUGCUGCCAGAGCACGAUUUCUGUUCUUAUCCUGAAGCAAAGUUCUUAACCUGAGGUAAUAUUUCUGGGUUAGCGGAGUCUGUAACCUGAAGCGUAUGUAACCUGAAGCAUAUGUAACCCGAGGUACCACUGUACUCUUUUCUGUGCCUGCUGCUAGAAACAUUUUUGUUUAGACAGCCCUGCUCAGGCUUUUAGAAUGAUGGUGCGUAUAUUGGCCAUUUUAAUUUUUUUGAAUGUUUUAAUUUCUUUUACUAAUAAUUUCUUUUUCUAAAUUGCUAUGAGGUUUCCUACCAUCCACCAGCAUAUAAUUUUUAUUUUUUUAAAAAAAUGAUAUUUAUUGAAAAUUUUUUAGAAUUACAAAAGAGAACAAAGCAGAAAAAGAGAAAGAAAAAACAAAGAAAAAACAAACCACAUCAAACAAUACAAAUUCAAAAAACAAAAAUACACCACAAACACUCAAAAACAAAUCCAUCAUUCUCAAAUCCUCAACUGUCAUUACCUUCUUUCUUUGACCUCCUCCUCCUCCCUUUUUUUUGUAUCCUAGUUGUUAAUUGUCGCAGCAAAUCCUUUCCAUAUUUCAUAAUAUUCUGUCAUUACAUUACCUUAAUCUAUUUUAUUCUUAUCUUGCUAUAAAGAACCUUAAAGCUUAAAACUUAAAUCUUAUUUUUACCAACUUCUCAUAACCAUAAUAUUCUUACAUAAUUCUUUAAACAUUUUUGCUAAAGCCAAGUAAUUUCGUUCCAACAUUUUUCUAACAUUCAUCAAUUUUAUAAAACAAUCCUAGUAGUAAAAAAAAGAAAUAAAAACAAUCCAAUCUUCAUCCAGCGUCCCUUCCUCCUGGUCUCGGGUUUUGUCAGUCCUUAUUAUCCCAUCAAUCUAGCGCAUUAACCUGGUAACCUUGUAUCCGAGGCCCUUAAGUCUCUUCCAUGUCCCUUCCGCGGCUCUUCUUCAUAUUUAUAACUGUAUUUUCCUUUGUCUCCUGCUCCUUUCACUCGUGGGAACUCCAGCUUAACAAUGUUUUUGACCCUUCUCGACAAAUCAGCCCCUUUUCCAUAGUCCACACUAAACUCCAUGUGGUAUUUAACAACAUGUUUCAAAAUCCCUCCAAAAUUAAGAGCCCCCACAACCCCAAACAUCUCACGGCCCAUUGCCAGACUUGAAAAGUCCAAACUUCCCUGCAUAGGGGGGUCUAUCCAACCCCCCAUUUCCAAACCAAACCAAACUUUAUCUUUCCAAAUCUGGCUUUUUCCAAGUUCAUUUGUCAAAUCCAAAAGCUCAUGUUCCUGCUGGGCCACAGCUCCCUCCAUCUCUGGCGCCCAAGAUUCAGCAACAUCCUCUUCCCUCAUCAGCAUAUAAUUUUUAAUUACCAAGGACUUCCCAACAACAUGCUACUUCAGCAUGUUUUGUUUUUGCUUUUUAAAAUAAUUGUAUUUGCAGUAUUAGGAUUUUGGAUUGGUUUCCAUUACAUGGGGGGGGGGGGUUUGGACUAGAUGACCCUCGGGGAUCCCAUCUCUACGAUUCUAUGACUCAUAGCAACAUAAGGGAUCAUAAACUCUUGACCCCUCCAGCUACCGCCGCUUCUGCCGCCUUGACGAUGUCUCGGCCCACUACUGGUCGGAGCCUUGGCUGGCCUCAGCAGUCUCCUUGGACAACCCAGCCUUCAGCAACUCGGAAGAACUGCUGCACUUGCAGAUCCUGGACACAGCCUGCUGCAGCUGCCAGGACGACUGCAUGGGCCCCGACGGCUACUGCAAGCAGCCGCAGGAUGCCCCCUGCAUCGGGGCCGCAGGCCGGCCGAGGUAACAGUCACUGCAGCCAUGGUGGGUGGUGUAAGGGGUGGAGCACGAAGGGUUCUGGUGAAAAGGGGUUCAAGGACUGCAGCUGUAAUGGCACAGGGGCAUACAGUGUUUAGUUUCAAGUUUCUCAGUGAUGGGACACCUGCUUGGCAUGCAGAACAUCCCAGGGUCAAUCCCCAGCGGCAUCUGCAGGUAGGGUUGGGAGAGACCGUACACACCUUUCUUCUGGAUGCUCCUCACCUUUGUGCAAAGGUGGGGGUGGGUGGGGGACACUUGCAACAGGAAAAUAAAGAUCUACUUUGCUUUGACUGGUUCCUACCUCCACCCAUUCUUCUCUGACCGAUAAUGGACUCUGAAUCCCUUGAUGGAGAGUUGGGCUGUAAAAGCAAACGCCCAUUUUUUAAAUAUAUCAGCUUGAAACCCCAAAGAGCCGCUCUCAAGUCAGUGAAGGAGACUGUAGGUGGGCCAGCGGUCUGACCAGAUCAAGACAACUUCCUCUGUGUUUGGCAAUUGUAAAUUCAUCCUCCUGUUUUUUAAAAGAUGAGCUGCACAAACCACCUUCAUUUGCCCUCUGUACAUAUAGACUAGCAUAUGCAAAUGGCUUCCAUUGCUUAGCGACUUCCCACCCCCCAGCAAGCAAAUCAUGCUUGAUCCCCAGCAGCAGGCAACAGCCCAGCAGGGUGGAGAGCAGGCUGGGCAGGGAGGUGGGAACUCCCCAAGGAAAGGACAGGCUGAGCCCAGAGGACUGACCUUCAAUUGUCACAGCUAACCUCCUGGCUGGCCUGAGGCCAAGCAGCUGGCAUAAACUUUCCACUUAUGCUGGUUUGUUUGGUGCUAAAGGGAAAAAACCUCCCCAAACAUAAAGGCCUCUAAUAGUGCCAUGGAAAGAGGAACUCAGGAAAAGUUUGAUAACCGGCGGCAGAAAUGCAGAGAUAAGCCCCCACACUGCAGCCUUGCGCUCUAAUUUCUUGGCUGCUUUUCCCAAGGCAGCAUCUGACUUUCAAUUUCCUCCCUUCGGCUUGCUCUCCCCAGGUCCUCCUCCUCCUCCCCCUCCCUGAAAUCUUGGAAUAGGAUUGAUCUAACCACGGAUCUUCCUUCUGCUGGAUGGGGGUAGAUGCUUGGUGGGAUCCUGGCUUGGUGGCCAGGAGAAGAGGUUUUAACCAUUCGGGGUCAAAGUAACAUGCCCAACUAUCCCAUUGAUCAGAGUUGGGUCAGAUGCCUGAAGCCCAAUAUUUUAUUACUGCUAAGAAGUGGAGAAGGGUUUAAAGAAAAGCCCAGCUGCUGGAUGAGGCCAAAGGGGUGCCACCAGGGGCCCAUCCCUUCCAGCAUCCUGUUCUCACAGUGGCCAACCAGAUGCCCCAAUGGGAAAUCCAUUAAGCAGGACCCCAGCACAAGAGCCCCCUCCCCUCUUGUGGUUUCCAACAACUGGUAUUCAUUAUUCAGAAGCAGGCCACCUCGAAUAUCCUUCCUGAGAAUAUGCCAUGGCAGUAGUUCCUAUCAACACUGGGCUGCAUCCAAUAGUUGCAGCACAACACUGGGCUGCAUCCAAUAGUUGCAGCACAACUACUUCUGCUACUUCCCCUUUUCCAAAAGCUCUGGUGAAUCCUGGAGCGGUCAGAAAGCUGGUGGAAGGACCGCAUUGGCAUUUUGACAAAAUCUACAACUCUUUCUCCCUGAACCACCACCGUAGUUGAUCCUGGUGCGCUUUAUAUCACUUUUAAGCAGGAUGUGGCAAAAUGCUGGCCUUACUUUCAUUCCUCGGGGAAAGUCAUGGGCUUCCAAGGAAGAGAGUUGGGUGUUCCACGUUUUAAUGUGUGUUUCCUUGCAUCUAAUGCCCCAGUACAGUCUAGCAUGUGUAGAUACGGCUUCCUCCCAUUUUGCAUCUUGGACAUCUUCCUUCCGAUCUUUUUAGCGCUCAUUACAACCAUUGGGACGUGAGCUCCAACAGCAUGAACGACCCUAUGAUAGACUCCGGGAAGGCCAGUGAAGUCUCCGUCUCCAGCUGGCCCAUGGAACCUAUUCAGUGGAGCCCUUGCCCUGCUCUGCACAACCCCUCCAGGGAGCAAGUGGUGAGUGAGGCCCAGGCACACUUCCCUGGGCUGUGGGUCUCUAGUUUGGAGAGGUGGCGCUUUGGCACGGAAGCGCACAGGGUAGUUUGGCACAGAACUCUGAUGAAACACAACUAUUCAUUUCCAUAUUGCAAAACAAAACAAAAAAACCUUAUUUGCAUGUUGUUAUGAAUCUCCAAGGGGGCCAGUGGGUAUAAGAUACAAAUUUGCUCAUGCAACUUAAUUAUGGUGGAGACUACGAGAAGAGACUUUUGCUCAAGGUCAGUUUGGCGACAACCAGUAAGUUGUCUGGCUGCUCACCCAUAAAGUAAGUGUCCUACAUUGUGGCAUCUGCUCACUGACCCUAGAAAACGAGAAUGGGCCUUCUCUGCAGUGGCUCCCCAUCUGUGGAAUGCUUGCCUGGCACCUUCAUUAUACACCUUUAGGCGCCAGGCGAAAACGGUCCUUUUUAACCAGGCCUUUGAUCUGAUUUACAUCCUAUGCCCUUUUAAAAUGUGCUUUUUUUGGAGGGGGGAUAUUGUGUUGUUGUUUUUAUUUUUAUUAUGUAUUUUGUGGUUUUAGAUCUUGAUUUUAUUCUGUGAAACACCCUGAGACCCCCCCCCCCCAAGGUGUAAGGUGGUAUAUAAAUUCAAUAAAUAAUAACAGAAAUCAGCAGGAAGGGGAGAGAGGGGUUGGGCCCUUUCAGCCAAAUUAGCCCCCUGCGGCAUUCCCAGUACAAAACAAUCCCUGGAGCCCCACUCUCUCUCCUUUCCACAGCACAAAGCCCAGAGGCCUCACUCUUACUGCGAGGGAAUGGAGCUGGUCAACCUGGAGAGAAGCUGGACAGCCUGAAUCCUUCCAGUCAGACACAGGACGUGUCAACAGGCUCAAAACCAACCUUUUAAUUUCUACCUGACCAGCUCAGAGAUUGAGGUGGCUUUGAACCCUGCGAACAGUGCAAGCCCAUCAAGGCAGGUGGCUGAUGUCAGUUUUCAAUGCAAAGGCUUGAGGAGGCUCAACCGUCAAGCAAACUAGCCUUAUUGGUUUGGUGUUGGAAUUUUUAUUUUUAUUUUUACGAGUAGUUACUCUUGGGAGGAACAGCACAGCACUGGAAUCCAACACUGGGACAAGUCUGAGCAGUUAGUUCCUAUUUGGAGACAGGAAUCUCCUUGACAGAAAAAGCUGGACAAGUAACUGGAUUAAAGGGCGAGGAGGAAGAGCAGUUACUGUUUCGUUUUGUGCAAGUCGCUGUAAUGGAAGUAUUAAACGCCAGAGUUUAAAAAAACAAACCAAAACCCAGCAUUUUUUCCCCACACGCUCCUCAAUUUCCAAGUGUCCUGUCAAGGUGGGAGCUGGCCCUAAAAGGAAACACACAAAUACUAAACCCUUGUUAACCUAGCAUAAUCUAGCAAAUGUGCCUGUGCACCAAUAGUAGAGGGUCCGGGGGGGGGGGGAGGGGAGAGACACGGACAGACAAUACAAAUCACGAAUGAGACCGUUCCAUGGUAAGCAGCCAAAAAAUGUCAUGAUUUAUUAAUAUCUGGAGAAACUUCAUAAUUAGAACACAACCCAAACUGUACAUUUUACAAUCACACUCUAUUUGUAAACAGUUAAAAAGCCACUGGCGACUUUUGCAUCUUCAGACACAACAGUUAGAAUCAAGGCAAUGAAAUGAGAGCGUCUUUCAGCACAGUUAAAAAAAUUGGUUUCUUUUCUUUUUUUUAUCCUUGUUUAGUCUUUCAUCCUCCAACUAAACAAGCUUCAGGUAAUAACACCAUUUGUGGCAAAAGAGAAGAUGAUUUUAACACUUUCACAAGAAAAGUAUUUGCAGGAACUUUUAAAACAUUUAAAAUUUAUACAACAAAAUUCUGUAAGCCCAAGUUCUUGGUUACAGUCUGCAUAGUUACUUCAGCUUUAAGGUUAAACACUGAACACAGUCACGAGAGCAGGAAGAAGGGCCACACCAAAGGGGGGGAGGGGAGGAGGAAAGGAACAAGGGGGCCGGCUUUACAAAAAUUGGGGGGAAACUAGAGAUUAAGAGCCAAGCACCCCUCUCCCACCCCACACUAUUAAAAAGACAGCAUUGGAAAGCACAGAAUGUCGAACUCCAGCGAUUUGAAGCAAUUUUUGGCAGAAGAAGGUUUACAGAGCAAGUGGUAAUCAGUGCUAAAAGUUAUUUUCCUAUAAGAAACUACAAGGAGUUUUACGUAGGGACCUUGGUUUUUCCUGAGAGCCAUGCUCUUAGAUUUAGGAGGUGGGAAUAGAAAAAACACAAAUGGAACAUGGCCAAACACUGCUCGUUAUUCCCAGAGAUAGAAAGCAUCUUUUAACAUCCACAAUUUUUUUUUGUUUUUAAAAAAUAUUUAAGUGAUGGUCGAGUAAACAUUGUUUCUC
Podarcis lilfordi (Lilford's wall lizard) is the source of this 18633-nucleotide messenger RNA. Lineage: Eukaryota; Metazoa; Chordata; Lepidosauria; Squamata; Lacertidae. The record is from the annotation of a GenBank genome assembly.